AUGGCGGCUUCGAUCAAGGCUAAUUGCCGCAAGGUCAUUUGCAUUGGCAGAAACUAUGCCGACCACAUCACAGAACUCAACAACGUCAAGCCCAAGCAGCCGUUCUUCUUCUUAAAACCUUCCUCAUCGAUCCUCUGCCCCGGCGAGGGUCCUGUCCUGCGUCCUGCGGGUACCAAGCUGCACUAUGAGGUGGAAUUGGCUUUGGUGAUGGGCAAGACCGUUCGGGAUCUGGACCCGAAUGAUGAGAAGGGCGCUUUGGAUGCGAUUCACAGCUAUCUUCUCGCUAUCGACAUGACUGCCCGUAACGUCCAGGAUGAAGCCAAGAAGAAGGGUCUCCCGUGGACUAUUGCGAAAGGAUUCGACACCUUCCUGCCUGUCUCCCAGGAGAUCCUCAAGUCCCAGAUCCCCGACCCCCACAAUGCUUUCCUCCGUCUGAAUGUCGGCUCCCAAGCUCGUCAGGCUGAUUCUACCGGCCUGAUGCUCUACCGCAUUCCUCGUCUGUUGGCGGAGAUCUCGCGCGUGAUGACUCUGGAGAAGGGCGAUUUGGUCUUGACUGGUACCCCUAAGGGUGUUGGAGAGGUCAAGUCUGGAGACGUCAUGACGGCUUCCAUUGAGGUGGAUGGGAAGGAGAUUGAACAGGGUCGCAUCCAAGUCGAGGUUAAGGAUCGCGAAGGUCGCUAUGAGUACAGUGAAACCUAA
Aspergillus ochraceoroseus IBT 24754 is the source of this 699-nucleotide messenger RNA. Its product is annotated as fumarylacetoacetate hydrolase family protein. Gene Ontology annotation, cellular component: mitochondrion. The coding region runs from base 1 to 699 and encodes 232 amino acids. The record is from RefSeq and is a predicted model, not a curated record. Gene Ontology annotation, molecular function: acetylpyruvate hydrolase activity. Lineage: Eukaryota; Fungi; Ascomycota; Eurotiomycetes; Eurotiales; Aspergillaceae. The transcript is spliced from 3 exons.